Microthlaspi erraticum is the source of this 1992-nucleotide messenger RNA. The record is from the annotation of a GenBank genome assembly. Lineage: Eukaryota; Viridiplantae; Streptophyta; Magnoliopsida; Brassicales; Brassicaceae.
AUGCCUAAAGGUGGUCGAUCGAAGAAGGACUUGAAGAAAAGAAAGAACCAGCUAGACGAGGACGUGGAGCCCGAGUACAUGGGUCCUGAUAGCCAACAACAAACGCAAGAGCAUGAGGCUGAUGAGCAAGCUGGAGAAGAAGUGCCGACAACUCAUACUGAAGAAGAUCCAGUACCAAAUGCAGCAGCCAUAGACGAUGCUUCAAUCCCAAUACAUCCCAAACCUAAGAGGCAUAGAGGGCCUACCAAGAUGAAGGACACUGCCAAGGACCCAAACACUAAGGUCAGAGUUGAGUUCAACGAUUUGGGAGAACCUUAUGGAGGAGGUUCAGUUACGUUGUCCUCAUACUUAGGGCCCCUGGUGAGAGAACAUGUGCCUAUUAUAAUAGAUGGCUGGAGAAAAAUCUGUGAGGAGCGAAGAACAAUACUGUGGAAAUCUGUUCAGGCAAGGUUUGAAUUGGAAGGUGAUUACGAGAAGGAGUUUGUCUUGAAGCAGAUGGGAUGCCUGUGGAGGUCCUCCAAAUCUCGGGUUGUUGGUAAAAUUAUGAAAGCAAAGAACAAUGCCGAGAGGAUGCAGCUCAGACCUAAGAAUGUGCCUAUCGCAGACUGGCGUAAAUUUAUCAAAGCAAAGACUAGCGCCGAAUUUAAGGCAAUAAGUGAUACAUAUAAGGAACGAAGACAGAAGCAGAUUCCUCACACCUAUAGCCGUAAGGGAAUGGUGAGACUAGCUGAAGAUAUGAAAAAAGAGAGUUCUGAACCAUCUGAUGUUACAAGGCUCAAUGUUUGGGUGAAGUCUAGGACCAGAAAGGACGGCACAGCAGUCAAUACUAAUGCUGCUGAUAAGAUUAAGAAGGCAACUGAGCUUGUUCAAACACAGUCUCCCUCUACAAACCCCAGAGAAGACAUGCUAGCGCAGGUAUUAGGUCCUGAUAAUCCUGGACGGCUGAGGGCAAUGGGUAGAAGCAUGAAUAUGAGCAAACUAGCAUUGUUCCAAAUGAGGAACAAAUAUAUGGCUGAACUGCAGAAGAACCAGGCAUGCUUGCAGCAACAAGUGCAGGAAUUGCAAAAUGCAAUACUGACAAUGAAAACCCAGAGACCUGAUCCUGAAGUUGGUGAAAAUUCCGCUCCAAGAGUAAAAGACUACAACCUAAGUGUCUGUUGUUUGAUUGGUCUGGGUGUGAUGAGAAUGGCUGAGGGACGUCUUGUGUCUUCUGAAGCUGAGGAAAAAGUGAACGGCAUACCUCUAGGACCUAACUCUGUUAAAGUCUUGGUCGAAACAGCAGUAAAGGCAGAUGCCUUUCUUUGGAGGCCAGCCCAGAGUAUGUGUACCAUUGGAGAAGCUGUAGGAGAGAUGGUCGCAUGGCCCCAAAAUUUUGCUGUGGUUUUUGAUCAAGGGACUGAAACGGAAGACACUGCGCUUAAGAGUCCGACUGCAACUUCUCCAAAUAUGUGCAAACUUCUGGACUGGGCUUCAAACAGUGAAGAAGUAGUUGCGGUUGGACGUUGGCAAUGUAAUGACCGGAAAGCAUUAGUCAAUGGACUUCCUCUUGGACCAAACGCAGUUAAAGUGAUUGUAGAUGAAGUUAUGGAGCCUGACACGUUCUUGUGGAGGCCCACGGCAGAACUCUUAACACUUGAAGACUGUUUGAAGUCUUUUGUAGCAUGGCCUGUGAGUAGAGUUGUUACAUCUGGAGUCGCCUUCGAGACGCCAUACACUUUCCCACAGCAUGAGGAAUCUGUACCAACUCCUCCGGCGCCUACUAAGAAAGCUCAGUCGGUUUCAGAAUCCCCUUCUCAACAUUCUGCUGAACAUCAAAUAUCCCAGCCUGUGAAUGAAGUCGUUGAUAAGACAAACAAGAAAUGCUUGUUGAUGGAUAUAUCUGGGAGAGGAGGGUCGUUGCUGAAGGUCGUUGGUCGACAGACAACCCAGAACACACGGUCCACUUUGUUCCAUUGGGUCCAAAAGCAGUUUGUGUUUGGGUGGAUGUUGUGA